This is a messenger RNA of Tupaia belangeri chinensis (Chinese tree shrew), 1135 nucleotides long. It is a transcript of the gene UNC50, whose product is annotated as unc-50 inner nuclear membrane RNA binding protein. NCBI's taxonomy places the organism in Eukaryota, Metazoa, Chordata, Mammalia, Scandentia, Tupaiidae. The record is from RefSeq and is a predicted model, not a curated record. The transcript has 6 exons. Gene Ontology annotation, cellular component: Golgi membrane. The coding region runs from base 145 to 924 and encodes 259 amino acids.
UGGGCGCACUUGACGCGGCGCGCCCGGAGCGCCAGUGACGUUGCGGCCAGGGAAGUUGGCCCCGCUGUUGCUGGGCUCGGCUGUUGGGCCGCCGAGGCUGGAUAUUUCGGACCCGGGUCGAGGCCGCAGCAGGGCUCCAGGGAAAUGUUACCAAGUACAUCAAUGGGUUCCUCUAUGCAGGGGAAUGGAGUCUUGAAUUCCAGGGAUGCAGCCAGACACACAGCUGGAGCAAAGCGGUACAAGUACCUGAGAAGGCUUUUUCGUUUCCGGCAGAUGGACUUUGAGUUCGCUGCCUGGCAGAUGCUCUACCUGUUCACUUCCCCACAGAGAGUUUACAGGAACUUUCAUUACCGGAAGCAGACGAAGGACCAGUGGGCCCGAGAUGACCCUGCUUUCUUGGUCUUACUAAGUAUCUGGCUCUGUGUGUCCACUAUAGGAUUUGGCUUUGUGCUGGACAUGGGGUUUUUUGAGACCAUAAAGCUGCUUCUUUGGGUUGUAUUCAUAGAUUGUGUUGGUGUUGGCCUUCUAAUAUCAACUUUAAUGUGGUUCAUCUCUAACAAGUACUUAGUGAAACGACAGAGCAGAGACUACGACGUGGAGUGGGGCUACGCCUUUGAUGUGCACCUGAAUGCUUUUUAUCCACUCCUGGUCAUCUUGCAUUUUAUCCAGCUCUUUUUCAUCAACCAUGUUAUCCUGACAGACACAUUUAUUGGAUAUUUAGUUGGAAAUACCUUGUGGUUGAUAGCAGUCGGCUAUUACAUUUAUGUGACCUUCCUAGGCUACAGUGCACUGCCAUUUUUGAAGAACACGGUAAUUCUUCUCUACCCAUUUGCACCUCUCAUUCUCCUGUACGGGCUGUCCCUGGCACUGGGGUGGAACUUCACCCACACCCUCUGUUCCUUCUACAAGUACAGAGUGAAGUGAAGAGAAAGGUGACAGUACGCAACCUUAACUAUGUCGGCAGUAUUGGUGCAGUGAUGACUUUUUGUAAAAUUUGUAAAUAACCUAUCUUUGUAGAUAUCUUAAAGGUGUAAAGUUUGCAGAUUUGAAGAAAUAUAUGUUAACACUAUUGUCAAGUACAUUCCUUAAAACUAAUUAAAUGUACAUUUCUGUAAUAAAUAUUUUUUAAACUGAA